This is a messenger RNA of Archocentrus centrarchus (flier cichlid), 2150 nucleotides long. RefSeq names its product NMD3 ribosome export adaptor (gene nmd3). NCBI's taxonomy places the organism in Eukaryota, Metazoa, Chordata, Actinopteri, Cichliformes, Cichlidae. The transcript is spliced from 16 exons. Bases 281 to 1795 code for a protein of 504 amino acids. Gene Ontology annotation, cellular component: nucleus; cytoplasm. Gene Ontology annotation, molecular function: ribosomal large subunit binding. Gene Ontology annotation, biological process: ribosomal large subunit export from nucleus. The record is from RefSeq and is a predicted model, not a curated record.
GUAUUAGAUGUAGUUACUGAACGCUUUGGGCCAACUUUGUGAGUUUGUUUCUCAGCGACAAUGAUCGAGAAUCACUCAGAGGAGUUAGCAGCUUAGCCUUCAGCGCUAACACACUGAUCCAGAGCAUCAGCCAGGCUAGCGUCGCUAACUGUGGGUACGGCAGCUUUAUAGGUGUUUAUGUAACUGUCUUUCUGUUCCUGCGUGAACACUUCGAAACAAAAUAAGCCUAUCUGGAUUCAGAGAUAACUCCACCGCCAGAGAUCAACUGCAACUGGCAAGGAUGGAGUACAUGCAGGCUCCUGCCUCCAGCAGCCAAGGGAACAUCCUGUGCUGCACCUGUGGUGUCCCCAUUCCUCCCAACCCAGCCAACAUGUGUGUAGCCUGCCUGCGUACUCAGGUAGACAUCUCAGAGGGAAUCCCCAAGCAAGUCACUGUGCACUUCUGCAAGCAGUGUGAACGGUAUUUGCAGCCUCCAGCGACCUGGGUACAGUGUGCUCUGGAGUCCAGGGAACUACUUGCUCUUUGCUUGAAAAAACUAAAGGGCUCUAUGUCUAAAGUGCGACUUAUUGAUGCUGGUUUCCUGUGGACAGAGCCACACUCCAAAAGGAUUAAGAUGAAACUGACCAUCCAGAAAGAGGUGAUGAAUGGCGCCAUCCUACAACAGGUGUUUGUGGUCGAGUUUGUCAUCCAGUCCCAGAUGUGUGACGACUGCCACCGUGUGGAGGCCAAAGACUUCUGGAAGGCCGUCGUUCAAGUUCGGCAGAAGACUGUACACAAAAAGACUUUCUACUAUUUGGAACAGCUGAUCCUGAAGCAUAAACUCCACCAAAAUAGCCUCAACAUCAAAGAAAUCCAUGAUGGCAUUGAUUUCUACUACGGCUCGAAGCAGCACGCUCAGAAGAUGGUCGACUUCUUGCAGUGCACCGUGCCCUGCAGGUCAAAGGCAUCUCAGCGCCUCAUCUCUCAUGACAUCCACUCAAACACAUACAACUACAAGAGCACGUUCUCUGUGGAGAUUGUACCGGUCUGCAAGGACAAUGUUGUUUGCCUUUCACCGCGGCUGGCUCAGAGCCUGGGGAACAUGGGUCAAGUCUGUGUGUGCAUCCGUGUCACCAGCACCAUCCAUCUGAUCGACCCUCGCACCCUGCAGAUUGCUGAGGUGGACGGGAACACAUACUGGCGUAACCCCUUCAGCAGUCUCUUCAACCCAAGUCAGCUGGAGGAGUUCAUCGUCAUGGACACCGACAUCAUCAGAGACCAGAAGCUGGGCGCUGGAGCUGGCGUGAGGUCCAACAAGCACACCCUGGCUGAGGUGUGGGUUCAGAAAACAUCAGAGAUGGAUACCAGUCAGCAGUAUCACUGCCGCACAUUCCUGGGCCACCUCCUCAAUAUUGGAGACCUGGUGCUGGGAUUUGACUUUGCCAAUUCCAACAUCAAUGAUGAGUACCUGAAUAAGAUGAACCCUCACCAUGUUCCUGAUGUGGUGCUGAUCAAGAAGAGUUACGACCGCAGCAGGAGGGUGAAGCGCAGAAACUGGAAACUGCAGGAGAUAGCCAGAGACCGUGAAGGCAUGGACACAGAUGAUGAGAGACAAUACCAGGACUUCCUGGAGGACCUCGAGGAAGAUGAGGCACUGAGGAAGAAUGUUAAUAUCUACAGAGAUGUAUCAAAGAUCCCAGUGGAGAGCGACACUGAUGAUGAUGGAGCACCACGUAUCUCCCUGGCAGAGAUGCUGGAGGAGCUCAGUCUAACAGAUGCCACAGGAGGAGAGGGUGCCGACAUGAUGACAGACUGACCAGUCACCGUUCUGCCUUUGUGGCACUGACAGCUGAUUUAUCAAAUAUUGGCCUGCUUAUGAUACAAUAAUGCAGUUACACACCAUGGAUUCAUAACUGUUGGCAAAUUGAGGACUGAUUCAAACACUGAAAGAUGAUAUGUUGAAUCAGACCGAUCCGGUGGUGUAAUGACUUGACACAGUUAAAACCUACAAGCUGAAAGUCAUAAUGGUCCUUAGUCAUAAAUAUUUUUCCUGCUGAGAAACUUUCAGUUGAAUCAUUUGAGCAUUUACUACCACAUUGUCUGAGUGCAUAUCAAAUGACAUGAAAAUGAAGUGCUCACAGUUCCUUUAUUGAAAUAAAUCGUCAUCCGCA